Clarias gariepinus (North African catfish) is the source of this 5495-nucleotide messenger RNA. RefSeq names its product contactin 1a (gene cntn1a). The transcript has 24 exons. Lineage: Eukaryota; Metazoa; Chordata; Actinopteri; Siluriformes; Clariidae. Bases 151 to 3219 code for a protein of 1022 amino acids. The record is from RefSeq and is a predicted model, not a curated record. Gene Ontology annotation, biological process: cell-cell adhesion; brain development. Gene Ontology annotation, molecular function: cell-cell adhesion mediator activity.
GUUCGGCGCUGCGGAGCUGCGCGGCAUCAGGUCCGGCUGGUGAAGGUUACAGGGACGCGCCGUCUGUCGGCUCUCGGCUCAGGAACCCUGCUAAUGUCACAGCAGCUUCCGCAGUAAGCCCUUAUCUUGGAGCACCUUCACCCAAGAACCAUGUAUCAUCCCACGCCUCUCCUGCUCGCUCUGUCACUCGCACUCUGCUCCAGUCCUGCAGAUGGUGAAGUUCCUGGCAUCUUUGACGAUUCCUCGGGCUAUGGACCUGUCUUUGAGGAGCAGCCAAUUGACACCAUCUACCCCGAGGAGUCUCAGGAGGACAAGAUAAUCAUGAGUUGCAGAGCACGAGCCAGCCCACCUGCCACAUACAAGUGGAAGCUGAAUAGCUGGGACAUUGAGAUCCCGGAGCAGGGUAACAACCACUACAGCCUGAUGGGAGGAAAUCUGGUCAUCAGCAAUCCUGAUAAGAGCACCCAUGCUGGGAAUUACUCCUGCCUGGCAACAAACAAGUUCGGCACCAUCAUCAGUCGAGAGGCGUCUAUUCAGUUUGGAUAUCUCGACAUGUUUUCCACAGAAGAAAGAGAAGCUGUUCGUGUGAGAGAGGGUCAGGGAGUGGUGCUGUUAUGUGCUCCUCCUCCACAUUUCCCAGAUGACCUUACCUUCCGCUGGAUGCUGAAUGAAUUUCCCAUUUUUGUCCCGCUGGAUAAGAGACGCUUUGUCUCCCAGACCACAGGAAAUCUCUACAUUGCUAAAGUAGAGGCUUCCGACAGUGGCAACUACUCCUGCUUCGUCUCCAGCUUAUCUAUCGCUAAGAGUGUCUUCAGCAAGUUUAUCCCUUUAGUCCCACAGACUGAACGAGGUUCUGUUCGGAAGUAUGCAGCCGAUAUAAAAGUGAAGUUUCCGGACACGUAUGCGCUUGUUGGACAGAACAUCACCCUGGAGUGUUUCGCAUUAGGAAAUCCCAUUCCGCAGAUCCGAUGGAGGAAGGUGGACGGGGCACUGCCUGUCCACCAUGAGAUCAGCAUGGCAGGUGGACUUCUGCACCUCUUUAAUGUGCAAUAUGAGGACGAGGGGGUUUAUGAGUGUGAGGCUCUCAACUCUAAAGGCAAAGACUGGCACAAAGCAAACCUCUUUGUGGAAGCUGCUCCAGAAUGGGUGGAGCACAUCAGCAGUAGCGAGAGGGACAUUGGAAGUGACUACACCAUGUCCUGCGUAACCAGCGGAAAGCCCAAACCUCAUGUACACUUCUUAAAGGAUGGCCAUAUGUAUGGAAAGCAUGAGUUGCACUUCACAGACCUGACACCUGAUGACUCUGGGAUGUAUCAGUGCAUUGCUGAGAACCGCCAUGGAGUGAUUCAUGCCAAUGCUGAACUGCGAGUCUUUGUGGGCGCUCCUUCAUUUGAGCUCAACCCAGUUAAGCAGAGGCUGCUUGGAGCGAAGAACAGCCGUGUAGUAAUUGAGUGCAAACCUAAAGCGGCACCCAGACCCACGUUAUCCUGGAGCAAAAGCACAGAGCUGCUCUCUAAUUCCAGCAGGAUUUUCAUUUGGGAGGACGGGAGUCUGGAGAUCCACAACGUUUCAAAGUCAGAUGAGGGGAAGUACACAUGCUUUGCUGAGAAUGACAGAGGCAAAGCCAACAGCACUGGAUCUCUCUCUGUCACAGAUGCCACUAAGAUCACGCUGGCUCCCUCUAACGCUGAUGUCAGCGUGGGUGAAAAAGCUAGGAUGCAGUGUGGUGCUUCACAUGAUUCGAGCCUCGACAUCACCUUUAUCUGGUCUCUUAACGGCCAUGUCAUUGACUUUGACAAGGAGGAAGAAUACUACCAGCACACCAUUGAUAGUCAGGCAGGUUUGUCUAGCUGUGAGCUGCUGAUUAAGAAGACUCAGCUGAAACACGCAGGCCUCUACACCUGCACAGCCCAGACGCCAGUGGACAAUGUCACCGUCUCUGCUGACCUGGUAGUGAGAGGCCCUCCGGGAGCUCCAGGAGGAGUGCGUGUGGAGGAGCCCGGGGUAAAGUCUGUGAAGCUUCUCUGGAGUCAUGGCACAGAUAAUCUCAGCCCCAUAUCCAAAUACACCAUCCAGUACAGGGAGACCAGAACCCAGGAGGAUUGGAAAGAUGCUGUAACAUCUCCUCAUAAUGUAGAAGGAAACGCAGAGAUGGCCACAGUAGUUGAUUUGUCUCCUUGGACUGAAUAUGAGUUUCGAGUCAUUGCUACAAACACUCUGGGUACAGGAGAACCGAGUGAGCCCUCAAGCAAAAUCACCACACUGGAAGCAGCUCCUGUGGUGGCACCAUCAGAUGUAGGAGGAGGUGGGGGAACGAGUAGAGAGCUCAUCAUUACAUGGACGCCUGUUCCGCCACAGUACUACUACGGAAGUAACUUCGGCUACAUUAUUGCAUUUAAGCCUCAGGGUAGCUCUGAGUGGCACAGAGUGACAAUAGCUGACCCUCACACCAGUCGCUACAUCCACAAAGAUCCUUCUAUUCCUGCAGCCACAAAAUUUGAUGUGAAAGUACAGGCCUUUAACCAUGCAGGCGAGGGACCCUACAGCCUCACUGCUACUAUAUACUCUGCUCAGGAUGCACCCACAGAGGCUCCAAUCAUCACGGAGGCCAGAACCCUGUCAGCGACGGACGCCAUUGUGUAUUGGCGACCCAUCACGCAGCAGACAGUCGAGGGCUAUCAGGUGAGGUACUGGAGGAAGUCUGUGGAGAAUGAAUCGUCAGCGCAGCGCAUCUCCAGUAGAGACAACCAGACACGCCUGGACAACUUAAAGCCUAACUCCCUUUAUGUUAUUGAAGUGCGUGCAUUCAAUGGUGCAGGUUAUGGACCAACAAGCCAGAGAUAUGAGAUCUAUACAAAGAAAGCACCUCCAAGUCGACCACCAAAAAUAAUCGGCACAAGGGUGUAUUCCAGUGGAACCUUAGUCAACGUUGCCUGGCAGCAUGUGGAGGCUUUUGCCAAUGAGUCUAGUGUGGAAAGCUAUAAGGUGCUAUAUAGACAGGAGGGUCACAGCACUGGGACACUGUACACCACAAAUAAGCAGUUCAUAGACCUGCCCUUUCACAAAGAUGGAGAUUAUGUUGUGGAGGUGAGGGCACAGAGCAAGGGAGGAGAUGGAGCUGUGGCUCAAGUGCGGAUCUCAGCCGGAGGAGUUUUGUCAGCCCCAUCCCUGAGCCUUUGUGUCCUGCUGCUGGUGGCAUUGCUUAGCCUGACUAUCUGAAUGUAGCGCCGUCUUUCUUCUGUCUUCACUCUGUACAGUGAAGAGGACUCUAACCUGAUGACGCCUUACAGGAUCCUUUGCUCCACAAUGAAUAUUUCCAACCCGAACUAAGCUAUGUGCGAGGAAAAGACUAUACAGGAAUAUGGAAAGGACAAUGAUGUAAAGGAUUGACUUAUCCAGUAUCGACUUAACCAUGAAACAGCGUCAAAGGAGUUCUCUCUUGUUCAGUAUGCCUUAUAAUAUCUCUUACCCUGCUCAUGGAUGCUUGUGGGUAGAGUUGACAUCUGUGUUUCACAAUUUACAAUACAAACAUUAAAAGGCUGUUUCAGCUUUAAUUUGAAUUAAAUUGGCUGCUCAUUCUGUAGCACCAAUGGUUUUCUCGAUUGAAAUCAUUUAGUUUCUGCAGUGUGCUCUGUACCCGCAAGUGACAUAUGAUGAGAGAUCGGCAUGAGAGCGUCUGAUAGCUAGUUUGGUUUGCGAAACUUCAGCGAAACUUCCUUUUUUUUUUAUUUAUAAGCUAAUGCUUUCCUUAACGGAUACAGUCAAAGCAAACUCCUCUGCUACUCACUCAAUACAAACUAAACAAAGUUACGCAGAAUAGAAAAUAUAGCAGUUUAUUUCAAGCUAGUAUAUGUAUAUGCAAUAAUUUAUAAGCUAUCAGUUUUUAAAUAUAUUUCGAUAAUUCUUUUAUCAUGUUAACAUAUCUUUAAUAGAAAGAUUAUUUUACGUUAGAUAUGUAAUUUUAAAGCCCUUGAAUAAAAGAACACUGAGAAGUAAGAGUGAUGUGCGCUUAUAGCCUCUGUGGACUAAAUGAGGAUGAUCAGGGGUUAAAAUGUAAAUGUAUAUAUAUAUAUAUAUAUAUUAAUUUCUGAAACUAUGUACUGAGGAGUAAUUGUGUUUGUAUGUGUACUGUAUGUGUAGGAUUCAUAUCCAACCCAUGGUUUUAAACCCAAACCUGAUGAUUGUGUUUGAGUGUGUGUAUAUAUGCUUGUAAGUGAACUGUGGCAUGAAAACAUGGGCCAUAAUCUCACAGCUCCUUUAGAGACAGGUUUUGAUUUGGUAAAGUAAUGAUUAAGAAUAUUUUAAGAGACCCUGUAACCCAAAAAGUGCUCUAAACAAAAAGAUCUGCAGCAUAAGGAUAACUUUUGUUUUGACUGUAUCUUUAAAUUCUGUCAUGUAGGAGGGAUUUAGAGAAUUAUUUUUUCUUUUUUUUCUGCUGUGUGUCAUGCUCCAAGUAACAGUUGUAUGGCCUGGGACAAGGAGCAGACCUGGUGGAAAACCUAAAUGCUAAUAAUAUUAAGGUCCUAAAACAAGUAAAAGAAAGAAAGAAAGAAUGAAAGCAUUGCAUUGUUAAAUGGAUUACGUCUGAUGAGUGUAGUUGCUGAAGCAUUUCAAACGUGCAUAACUGUUUUGAUUGUGUCAUAUGAUUCAUAAUCACCCGUCAACUUUUUGUGACAGUGAUCGUAUUGGAUAAGCAAACAAUUUAUUGCUAAAAGCUUUAGUAACCCAUUGUCUUUUCACAUGCUUUUGUAACCCAUUGACUUUUUUUCCCUAUUAGAGGUUUUCCAACGUGUCCAGAAUUUUUUAGUUAUUAAUAUGUGUUAAGAUUUGUUACUUGUCUUUUAGCUAAAUUUCUAUUUUGAUCUAUUUAAAAAAAAGAAAUUUGACAAUACUUCCUAAGGUUAUACAUUCAAGGUCCAUAACAUAUCACCACAAAUAGACUCUUUGUUCUUCUAUAAGAACAUGAUAUAAUCAGGUUUUUAUGUCCCAGGCUAAUUUAAAGUAACUUCUUGUUUUUCUUUUACAGUACUGUAUGUCAAGUAUAUAUACAUAAAUAUAUAUUGGAUGUUGACCUCUCAGAUGGCCUCUCUGUGUGCAUCUUAGCCAUAGCUUCAUCAUUUUUGUAAUAUUCAGAAACCACCACAAAGUGCUUUCUCUUUCCCUGUUUACUUCAGGCAACAGCAUCAUCAAUGUAGAAAAAAAAGCCAAAUGCAUGAAAGCCUUUAACUUAAAUAUUGCGAUCAGAAAUUAUUUGGAGUGCUAUGGAACACCCUCAGAUGCAUGAUCUGGAAAUGAAUCGUUCAUUCCAGUUGCAUUAGAACAUCAUUCUCAUUUGCGAUGAAGGUGACUCAUGUAACUCAGCUUCUUCAGAUAUGCCUCUGUCAGUCAAUAAAAAGUGUGUUUAGGCUGAAUGACAGAUUGUGUAGAUGAAAUGUAUUCCAUGAGUCAUUAUCUGCUUCAUUGAAGCCAUUCUUCUCAAAUAAAGUUUAUAAAGA